AUCGGUCAGAAUACAAAACCCCAAGAGAUUAAAAAACGGCCGUGCGUGGACUCGCCGGUGGAUGGUUUUCCGGCUCCACCUUCCUCUCUUAAAAUAAUACAAGAAAGCAACUCUCUUCUAUUCCGUCUCACCUCCAAAGUAAAGCUUUCUCCCUUCCACAUAGAGAGAGCCUGUUUUAAAUAGGGAUGGCGAUCUUGUACGCGCUGGUGGCGCGAGGAACCGUAGUACUUGCGGAGUUCAGCGCCGUGACAGGUAACACAGGGGCAGUUGCUCGGCGGAUCAUUGAGAAGCUCCCGGCGGAAGAAGAAUCUAGGCUCUGCUUUGCUCAAGAUCGAUUCAUAUUUCACAUACUUAAAUCCGAUGGCCUCAUCUUUCUGUGCAUGGCCAAUGACACCUUUGGCAGGAGAAUUCCAUUUUCCUACUUGGAGGACAUUCACAUGAGGUUUAUGAAAAACUAUGGUAAAGUGGCCCAUUAUGCACCUGCUUAUGCGAUGAAUGAUGAAUUUUCGAGGGCCUUGCAUCAGCAGAUGGAGUUUUUCUCCAGUAACCCUAGUGCUGAUACUCUUAAUCGUGUGAGGGGUGAAGUUGGUGAGAUUCGCACAAUCAUGGUUGAGAACAUUGAGAAAAUACUUGAGAGAGGUGACCGGAUUGAGCUCCUUGUUGACAAAACUGCAACAAUGCAAGAUAGUGCUUUUCACUUCAGGAAGCAGUCCAAGCGCCUGCGAAGAGCGCUUUGGAUGAAAAACGCCAAGCUCUUGGCCCUGUUGACAUGCGUCAUUGUUCUGGUUCUGUACAUAAUCAUUGCCCUUUGUUGCGGAGGCGUCACCCUUCCUUCUUGCAGAUCUUGAUUGUCAGUUUAAAUGGUGUUUGAUUUAUUCUUUUUCUGAGGAAUGCUGUCACGAACGAUGAAUUAUGCGAUCCACUUGUGUGAAUUAUGUUAAAAGGUGAGGUAUGAUGAAGUCUGAAAGUUUGAGGAUGACAUGCGAGCUAUUCCUCUCUAAUGUGCCAUAAACUAUUCCAUCCAUUUCCGCACUGCUGUUGCCUGCUGAUGUUUACUACUUUGAGAAGCCUGGUGCAUCUCUGGUAUUGUAGAUCAUGAAAUCAUACUGUAAAAAAGUACUGAAUUUUCAGCGUUUUGUUAUCUAGUUCUGAGGAACAUUCAGCUUUUAGUUCCUUAACAAGAUCAUCUUGUUCAACAAAUAAUUUAUGUCUCUUUCCAUGUAUACUAUGAUUCAUUUUAUAGAUUUCAACGUUGUGAUGUGAUUUAA
Molecule: messenger RNA, 1268 nt
Organism: Mercurialis annua (annual mercury)
Lineage: Eukaryota; Viridiplantae; Streptophyta; Magnoliopsida; Malpighiales; Euphorbiaceae
Product: vesicle-associated membrane protein 714
Exons: 4
Coding region: 186-848 (220 amino acids)
Biological process (GO): vesicle-mediated transport
Cellular component (GO): membrane
Source: RefSeq, a predicted model, not a curated record